AAAAAUGAAAAGUAAGCCAUCAAGAUAAAUGGUAAUUCAGGGCAUGUAAUCAUUGUGUAGCUUGACGAUGAGGCUUUAUCUUCUCUUAAAGAAACAUGCAGAAUCAACAACAAGUGGCACAACUGUUUAACUCCCUCGGGCCAGUCAAUGGAAAACUUAGUGGAAAAGCUGCACAUGCUUUUCUGCUGACAUCAAAUCUUCCUACCCACUCUUUAAAAGAUAUAUGGACUAGAUCUGACAGAGACAGGGAUGGUUUCCUCACCCUCGAGGAAUUCUCAACAGCGCUCAGUCUCAUUAAAAACUUCAAGAGGGGCCUUAACUCUGCUGCAGCUAACAGUAUGCACGCCAUACCGAUGGCUAAUUCUCCCCAGCAAUGGUCCACAGCCUCCUUAAGCAAGACUAAACUCUCAGCCGCUGCCGCUAACUGGUCCUCCUUCUCCUCCGACCAAGGCAGGAACAUGUCCCCUAUGAAAGCUGGAGCAAGCAGCUUAUCCUCUGUACCUGCCUCGAUAAGCUCGGAGGUGUGGGUAGUUGAUCUGAACUCCAAGAAACGGUACCUUUCUCUUUUUAACAGACUGGACAACCGCAGAACGGGAUCUGUAGUAGGAUCUUUGGUAAGAGGAGAGUUCAUGCAAACAGGGCUGUCUGCUCCAAUACUCAGUCAGAUCUGGAACUUGUCAGAUAUUACCAAUACGGGGUCCCUCUCGGCGGACGAGUUCUGUCUUGCCAUGUACCUGGUUGAGAGCGCACAGAGAGGAAGGAUCCACCUCCGUCUCUUACUCCAGCCCUGGUUCCUCCACAAUACCGUCACUAUCUCCUUAAAGACCAGACAGCUUCUCCCCCUAAACCUGACUCCAUCUUUACCAAAGGUAUGUUAUAUUAUAAUAUGCUACUAGUGAUUACUGCGCGGUGAAGUCGAAAUUUUAUCGAAUGUAGAUUAGUGUAAUUGUAUUAAAAGUAAUUUAAAAACCAAAUUUCGAGCUU
Molecule: messenger RNA, 984 nt
Organism: Bolinopsis microptera
Lineage: Eukaryota; Metazoa; Ctenophora; Tentaculata; Lobata; Bolinopsidae
Product: intersectin-1-like
Exons: 6
Coding region: 96-896 (266 amino acids)
Biological process (GO): clathrin-dependent synaptic vesicle endocytosis; endosomal transport
Cellular component (GO): cytoplasm; presynaptic membrane; plasma membrane
Molecular function (GO): protein binding; calcium ion binding; molecular adaptor activity
Source: RefSeq, a predicted model, not a curated record